Pyricularia grisea is the source of this 2798-nucleotide messenger RNA. RefSeq lists its product as uncharacterized. Gene Ontology annotation, biological process: inosine biosynthetic process; adenosine catabolic process. Bases 287 to 2431 code for a protein of 714 amino acids. Gene Ontology annotation, molecular function: adenosine deaminase activity. The record is from RefSeq and is a predicted model, not a curated record. NCBI's taxonomy places the organism in Eukaryota, Fungi, Ascomycota, Sordariomycetes, Magnaporthales, Pyriculariaceae. The transcript is spliced from 3 exons.
AUCAGACUUCCAAAUGCGGGAGCGCAGUCGUUACACCUUUGCGACCGUUGGUUGACUCGACAGAAGUUGAUUUUCUUUCAUUGAGGACACAGCCAUUUCCGAUAUCCUUAAUUAGAAUCGGUGUGCGGUUCGCAAACAGGUUUAUCAUUUGUUUCAUUUUUCAUUUUUUUUUAUUUUAUUUUCUGCAACCGGCGCAAUAUACCAUUGUCUUUGCAUCGCGACAAAGCUUACCUACCUUAGUUUAAUACUGUCGUCCGAUCGCGUUCACUAGGGAGGCCUAUCGGUAAUGCCAGCACUCUGCAUGGAGAGAACAUUGGAUCAGACAAAGCGCUCGAAAUACAUAAAAUCUGUCGUCAGGCGCAUGAAACCAUCAUCUGUCGCUCCAAUGGGAAACAACUGCACGUCGGUAGACAAGGAAAAAAGUGAAGGAGACGCCAGAGACACAACACCCCCACAAUCACCAUCCGCGACAACCUCAGCUAAAUCGUCACUGCCAUUAAGGAAGUCACGGUCGGGCAUUAUCACGCGCGCGCAAUCUAAGCUCGUGAAGAAGACCCCCGCACAUCAGGAGGACCAUCCCCUGCCUGGAGCUUUCUCGCCACCAAAGUUGAAGCGCAAAAUCGACACCGCCAUGGAUUCGUCAUCGUCAGUGGAACAGGGCGCAAACUGGAGUACGCUCUCUGCGUUGGACGAGGCCGUGCAACAACGACGGCGGAAGACACCAGUGACCUCUCACGGUCAACCCUCCAAGCAGCAUCUGCGCUGGACCCCCAUUCCACUGUCCUUCAAGUCGGAUGAGCCCGGAUUGUCAGAGUAUGAAAAUGCGCGCGCAGAGCUGAAGUCUCGGGAGCAUACCUUGGCAUUUGACCACGACUGCUUCGCGGAUGCGACUGGGCCUGAGCGAGAGGCCAACAAGGUUUUGCAGCGCUUGAGGGGAAAAGACGCAAAGCUGUUUGCCAACGCCCCCAAGACCUCAGGUUUCAGUGGGCAAACGCAUGAUCGGCAUAUGGGGGAUCACUUCCUCUAUAACGUUGACCUGAUAAAUCAGUCGGCCCUUUUCAAGGUAGCUCGGCGCAUGCCCAAGGGUACUCAUCUUCACAUCCAUUUCAACUCAUGUCUUGACCCAAGAUUCUUGCUAGAUCUAGCCAAGGAUCAAGAACGCAUGUUUAUCCAUAGCAACAGGCCACUGCUGCAGAAGAGCGACCUUGACCUAUGCGAAAUACAAUUCAGCAUUGUUCCCGUCGAGAAGGAGGAGCCCGGUUGGAACGUGUUCGAGCCAGGCUAUGUGGGAGGUAAAUGGAUGCCAUAUGCUACGUUUCGCGCCCAGUUCUCGGGCACCGGUUUGGUAGAGAGCUCCGUCGACGAAUGGUUGCUCAACAAGCUCGUGUUUGGAGUGGACGAGACCUAUGGAAUACACCAAACAGUCACAGGAGCUUGGGAAAAGUUCAAUGGCCGUACUCGUAUGAUGAAGGGCCUUUUCAACUACGAAACUGCGUUCAAGAGCUACACCCGCGCGUGUCUGCAGGAUUUCGUGGAUGACAAUAUCCAGUACGCAGAGAUCAGGCCAAAUUUCAUGCAUACGAACCAAGUUUUUUACGACGACGGCUCGGCCAAGCACAACAAUGAAUCGAUAAUGGAGAUGAUCGAGCAGGUUUGUGAAGAGUUUAUGCCGCCGGCGCAUCAGAAUGGCCGAAAGGUAUACUUUAAAGGCAUUAAGGUCAUAUACUGCACGCCAAGGAUAUUCAAGAGAGAACAAGUGGCGAAUGCCCUGGACGAAUGCAUCAAGUUCAAAAAACGGUGGCGCAAUCUGAUAGCUGGUUUUGAUCUUGUGGGCGAGGAGGCUGCCGGGUAUCCCCUCAAGUUUUUUGUCCCGGAAUUUCUCAAAUUCAGGGAGCAAUGUGACAAAGAGAACCUCGAUAUUCCUUUUCUUUUCCACUGCGGAGAGACUCUUGAGAUGGGUGACGACACACCCGACGGCAACCUGACCGAUGCGCUGCUUCUCAACUCGAAGCGUAUCGGCCACGGUUUCGCCUUGGCACGCCACCCGUACAUCAUGGAACAAAUGAAGAAGCGUAACAUUUGCCUCGAGCUCUGUCCCAUCUCGAACGAAGUUCUGGGCUUGACCCCGAGGGUCAAAGGGCACGCCAUGUACAACCUGCUGGCGAACAAUGUACACUGCACCUUGAACAGCGACAACGGCACCCUGUUCAAAUCCUCGCUGAGCCAUGACUUUUACCAGAUGUUUGUGGGGAGGAGCGACACUACGAUUCACGGCUGGAAGCAGCUCAUCAAAUGGAGCAUCGAACAUGCCUGCCUCACUGACGAUGAGCGCAGUGAGGUCAACGAGCACUGGGAGCAGCUGUGGGCCGAGUUCGUGCACUGGUUGAUCGAGGAGUACAAGGAUCUUGAGGCGGAUGAUAACGAGAUCUAGUAGACGAAAGACAUUUCAAACAUUAUGAUUAUUGUCAUUUUGGGGGGGGGNGGGGGGUUCAUUUUUUUUUGGGUUUUUUUUAUUAUUUGCAUUGCAGCUGGAGUUUUAGCAUCGAUAUGGCCUGGAUAGUUUACAGAGGCGUUAGACUAGAGGGUGGGUGGUAAACCAGGGAACUCAUUGUAAGGAGUUGGGAGUUACAGGGGUUACUGAACGGAUGAUUCUUUUUCCUCACUCUGGUGAUUCUUCAAAGCACAUAAAGUCAAACGAAAUGAGGGGCCAAGCUAACUUGACGACCAGCUUUAUUGCUCCUUUGGGAUUGUUACACAUUUGUUUUUAUACUUUGACAGUGGUGGCGUGGGUCAAGAGG